Phytophthora sojae is the source of this 483-nucleotide messenger RNA. RefSeq lists its product as hypothetical. Lineage: Eukaryota; Oomycota; Peronosporomycetes; Peronosporales; Peronosporaceae. Bases 1 to 483 code for a protein of 160 amino acids. The record is from RefSeq and is a predicted model, not a curated record. The transcript is spliced from 3 exons.
AUGCCGGAGCAGGAGCUGGGACAACGAGCUGCUGCUCGCGCCCAGCAAGAGCGCGACCAGGACCAGGAGCAGCACAGCGAAGACGACGACAAGGAGCAGCUGCAGGCCCGCCAGCGCGAGGACGUGGAUAUGAACUCGCGCACACCCAUCGCCUUUGAGGCGGAUCUGCUGACGGAGCGCACGCUCUUCCUCUCUGUGAAUUUGUUCAUGAAGCGGAGGAGCUACCAGCAUCGCCGACUUCGGGAGGGCGAGGAGCAACGCAGACUGAGGAGGCACACGCCGCUCGGCGCCGAGAAGUACGAGCUCGGACCCACGUACACCUUCGACAAUCUGGCGCUGGGCAGCAAGACGGACGACUACAUUGGUGUCGUGAGCACCAUGAAGGGAAACCCAUGCGAGGACCCCGUCACGCCGCUUAUACUGGGCACGGCGCCGCUGCUGUUGCACGUCUGCCACUCGUACGAGGCCGACGACUCCAGUUGA